This is a messenger RNA of Haliaeetus leucocephalus (bald eagle), 4248 nucleotides long. It is a transcript of the gene SLC45A4, whose product is annotated as solute carrier family 45, member 4. Gene Ontology annotation, cellular component: membrane. Gene Ontology annotation, molecular function: sucrose:proton symporter activity. Bases 509 to 2872 code for a protein of 787 amino acids. Gene Ontology annotation, biological process: transmembrane transport. The transcript has 9 exons. NCBI's taxonomy places the organism in Eukaryota, Metazoa, Chordata, Aves, Accipitriformes, Accipitridae. The record is from RefSeq and is a predicted model, not a curated record.
UUGACAACAAGUUGCCUUGAUUGUGGAUCACAACUUCAUUCUGCCUACUUGGAAUAUAGCAAUUGAUGUGUCCCUGAUGGCCUUCACCAAUUGUUGAAGUUUUAGGGGCUUUCCCACUGACAAAGCCACAGGCUGAUUAAUCAGCCACUCGAUGGGGAUUAACAGUGGAGCACCUCUUUGUGUCGCCUUUCCACCUCUCUGUAGCAAGAAUAACAACUUCAGCACUUCUUCAAUAAUAAUUAUGAAACUGGUAUUAACUGAAUGGCAAUUAUGGAUUUUUAACUCUAACUCACAGUAAACCAGCAAGCCAUAUGUUGAAAUUCCUACCAAAUAGCUUUUCGUUCUUAAUGUCUCAUAUAUAUACAAGAAGUUGCAAGAUACCUGUUUGUACAAGAGGAAUAUAAGCAUUACUUGCCUGAGGAACAGAAGCUGAAAGAGAAGACACCCUAACUUGUUCGUGGAGUUAUGGUAGUAUUAUUUAUAUAGAUAUAACAAAUAUAUAUUUUUUAUGGUAAUGAAAAUGGCUCCCCAGAAUGCUGACUCGGAAUCUAUGCAAGUUCAAGAUCUACCUGUGGCACAGCUUCAGAAACCAGAGAACAAGGAGAAUGAAAGUAGGGAGGAGACCAUUAGUGAAGGAUCCAUAGACCGGAUACCAAUACGCCUGUGGGUGAUGCAUGGUGCAGUAAUGUUUGGCAGGGAAUUUUGUUAUGCCAUGGAGACAGCUUUGGUAACACCGGUAUUGUUACAAAUUGGUCUUCCUGAACAAUACUACAGCCUCACUUGGUUCCUUAGCCCUAUCCUGGGUUUGAUCUUCACUCCGCUUAUAGGUUCGGCUAGUGACCGCUGCACACUGAGCUGGGGCCGCCGGCGGCCUUUUAUUCUUGCUCUCUGCAUUGGUGUCCUCUUUGGAGUUGCACUUUUCCUUAAUGGUUCUGUUAUAGGUCUGGCUAUUGGUGAUGUCCCAGACAAGCAGCCCAUUGGUAUAGUUCUCACGGUGCUUGGUGUUGUGGUGUUGGACUUUUGCGCUGAUGCAACAGAAGGACCAAUUCGGGCCUAUUUGUUGGAUGUGGUGGACAGUGAAGAGCAAGACAUGGCCCUUAACAUCCAUGCGUUUUCAGCUGGUCUUGGAGGAGCAAUUGGUUAUAUGUUAGGAGGGCUGGACUGGACACAGACCUUCUUGGGUGGUAUUUUUAAAUCUCAAGAGCAAGUCCUUUUCUUCUUUGCAGCCAUUAUUUUCUCUGUUUCAGUUGCUCUCCACCUUUUUAGCAUUGAAGAAGAGCAAUAUAACCCUCAGCAGGACAGGAUUGAUGAUGAAGGAGACACACUUUCCAGUGUCAAAUUCAGUGGUAGUCUCCCCCCUCUGAAUCGACUGAAUGUAAUUAGUGAGGAAGAGCCGUAUGGAGCCUCUAUGUUCCAUGACGAGGUUCAGUCAGAGCAUGAUCUCAAUAUGGAGUUCCUUGAGGUGAACAUUGUAAGAAGUAAGAGUGACUCAGUUCUGCACAUGCCCGAUGCUACGUUGGAAAUUGAAUCGGAGCUGCUUUUUCUGCAUGACAUCGAACCCUCGAUUUUUCAGGAUGCUUCAUAUCCAAACACUCCCCACAAUACAAGCCAAGAGAUCAUGAAGUCCAAACUCAACCACCUGUCUGCUUUCCUCAGGGACAAUGAGAAAGAGGAAGAAAUGUUGCUUGAUAAUCACUUAAAUGAAGAUAAAGUCCCAAACGUGAAUGGCUCCCUACCAAAAGAGUUCCUCAAUGGACAUGCUAGAAUAGGCAUGAAGCAAUCUAGUACUUCAAACUCCAUGCGAAGGCGGAGGCACAUGUUCUACCGUCAGCCAUCUUACACCUUCUCGUACUAUGGAAAAAUUGGCUCUCACCGCUAUCGCUUUCGUCGGGCCAAUGCCAUCGUCUUGAUAAAGUCCUCACGCAGUAUGAAUGAUAUCUACGACAUGCAGAAGCGGCAGCGACAGAGGUACAGACACAGGAAUCAGAGUGGCACAACAAAUUCAAGUGGAGACACAGAGAGCGAAGAGGGGGAAACUGAAACUACUGUCAGACUCUUGUGGUUGUCAAUGCUAAAGAUGCCAAAGGAGCUGCUGAGACUGUGCGUCUGUCACCUCUUAACUUGGUUUUCGAUCAUUGCUGAAGCUGUGUUCUAUACAGAUUUCAUGGGACAGGUCAUCUUCCAGGGCGAUCCAAAGGCCCCUUCUAAUUCAACUGAGUUACAUGCCUAUAAUGCUGGAGUUCAGAUGGGAUGCUGGGGACUGGUAAUCUAUGCUGCUACUGCUGCCGUUUGUUCAGCCCUGUUGCAGAAAUACUUGGACAACUAUGACCUUAGCAUAAAAGUGAUCUACAUCCUGGGCACGCUGGGUUUUUCUCUGGGGACUGCAGUGAUGGCUAUGUUCCCCAACGUGUAUGUCACCAUGAUAAUGAUCAGCACUAUGGGAAUAGUCUCUAUGAGUAUCUCCUACUGCCCCUAUGCGCUUCUGGGACAAUACCACGAUAUUAAACAGUACAUUCACCAUAGCCCCGGGAACUCAAAGCGAGGAUUUGGCAUAGACUGCGCUAUUCUGUCGUGUCAGGUUUACAUCUCCCAGAUCCUCGUGGCCUCUGCGCUUGGUGGCGUGGUGGAUGCGGUUGGCACAGUCAGAGUCAUUCCCAUGGUGGCUUCAGUGGGAUCCUUCCUGGGUUUUUUGACAGCUACCUUCUUGGUGAUUUACCCUGAAGUCAACGAAGAGCCAAAGGAAGAACAGAAAGGACUAGGUCCUCCAGAGACAACCGAGGGCAACGGCACAAGUGCAGAGAAGCCAACUGUGCUGAAGCUCACACGCAAAGGAGCUGCUGUGUCAGAGCUGGAGAGUGAGUCAGCCGUGUGAGGCUGUUGCUUGUUGUUCACCCACAUUCCAGGGAGUGCAGAAACUUUAUGGUUACAGAGAGUCCUCUAGCUGUUAUUCUUCCUUAAACGACAAAGCUGAACGUUUGUAAAGUGCAUCGAAAAUGGUCAUUUUUAAAAAGUGGAGCUACCCAAAGUUUUAUGUUUCUCAUGUUGCAUCCAGAACAAGCCAUUGGCAGUGGCAAGCUGCAGAAGCUCAAAUAUCAACUGGCGUUUUGAUUUCAAGGCUCAGCAGCCCGGACAGCUAGGAAAUUAUGUUAGGUAAUAACAAAAAGGCUUAAUUGUCUUUUCAUAAUGUGGCGCUGACAUCUGCCAAGCUCAUUCAUCAGCUCAUUAAGAUGUUCCAGUUUUUCCUGUAAUUUAAAUUAAGAUCACCUCCUGGAAAACUGAUUUUUGUUUGGUUCCUCAACCCAAGCAGCCCUGCGGCUCACCUGUCUUUCAACCUCACCUUCCCUCUCCCCAGGGAGCACAGGGGACAGCAAAGGGUGCCCAGGAGGGACGAAUACCUUCCACCCCCAGAAGAGAGCAUCUGCUAACAUUAAAAGGCUUUUGAUGCCCUUGUGACCUGCUAAAACUUUAGUAAAAACUCAGGACGUGGUUCAAUUUGACAUGCUCUGGCACAUUUUUUCUUAAAUUUUGAAGUUGCAGGUGAAGCUCUAGCAGCGUUUAGCCAAACUAGGCAUCACCUUAUUUAGCCUGCACCUAUUCAAUCCUUAGUGAUAGCCAAAUUGUAGUAAAUAACCCCCAAAACCAGAAAGACUUUCCUCUCAACAAAUUGGCGGUUCCCAAUGUUAAUUUUUCUUUCUGAUGUAACAUGAACACUAAGCCCUUUCGGUAGCUAAAUGACCAGCUUAUUUUAAAUGCCUCAUAUUAAUAGAAAGCUGCAUAUAGGCAUCUCAUAGCGGAAAAAAAAAGAGAGAAUAUUUAGUUCCUUUGUGAACUGGCCAUAUGACAACUACUUUUUUAUCAACUUAUUAAGUUGGGGCACUAUAAUAGCUCUUGCUGAGUUUAGCAAUGUUUAUAAGCAUGUGUUAAACACAUAAUGUUGUUUUUUGAGGAAAAAGGGAUAAAGAAAAGUAAUGUCACAGAUGAAUGUUUGAGUGUGUAGAUGGCAUAAUGUAUGUAUGAUUUUUAUUUCUACACUGUUGAGCUUAUUUUCUGUUUUAAGGUUAAAAAAAAGAUUUGUUGCAUGAGAACUGUUUUAUUGUGUUCUGCACUUUCUGUUCUUUUUGUAUAAUCUUGAUUUUUUUUCAUUUAUGCAUAGAAAAGAAAAAUCAAUUUAGAAAUAUUCUACUCCAUAAAACAUUGUGUUCCGAUCCGUUGUUCUGAAGUUCGAUCUUAAUAAACAUUUCAGUAAGA